AAGAAGCAUAUAAUAAUUGUUUAUAAAUGAACGUUGGAGACACGCUGAAAUAGAGUCAAAACGGCUUCAAGUCUAAAAUUUGUGAAUGGACAAUCAACCAACACCAUUCAUUGAAGAUGAUGUAACCGCUGCUGACAGACAGAGAGGUGGAACACGCCACCCUGUCUACCGCGGUGUCCGUAAACGGCGGUGGGGAAAAUGGGUAUCAGAAAUUCGUGAACCCAAGAAGAAAUCUCGCAUAUGGCUAGGAUCAUUCCCGGUGCCGGAGAUGGCUGCUAAAGCAUAUGACGUUGCAGUGUAUUGCCUGAAAGGCCAAAAAGCGCAACUCAACUUUCCCGACGAGGUGGAGAAUCUACCACUUCCGGCUACAUGUACGGCCAGAGACAUUCAGGCUGCGGCAGCUAAGGCGGCGGCGAGUAUGAUGAAGGCUUCGUUGGAUGAGAAGGGUUGCAUUGUGUCUGAUGAAGAUGAUUUUUGGGGUGAGAUUGAAUUGCCGGAGCUGAUGGAGAGUGAUUCGUCGUGGAGUUGCUCCGGUGAUAUCAUGACGUGGCCAGAAGUUGAGGUUUUGGCGCAGCAACAUUUCAUGUCGUCGUGUCUAUAAAUAAACGUUGGUCUGUUUCUUGCAUAUCUAUCAAUGUAGUAUUAUCUUUUAUAUUGCUAUAUAUCAUGAUCAUCAAUGAGUUAUAUUUAUCAUUUGAAUAUUAAAAACUCUUUUUCUUUC
Molecule: messenger RNA, 721 nt
Organism: Medicago truncatula (barrel medic)
Lineage: Eukaryota; Viridiplantae; Streptophyta; Magnoliopsida; Fabales; Fabaceae
Product: ethylene-responsive transcription factor ERF023
Exons: 1
Coding region: 86-601 (171 amino acids)
Biological process (GO): regulation of DNA-templated transcription
Molecular function (GO): DNA-binding transcription factor activity; DNA binding
Source: RefSeq, a predicted model, not a curated record